AAACCUUUCUUUAUAAUAACUAGACAAAAGUUCGGCUUUGCAGUGCCUCUGAUCUUUUUCACGCUCUUCUUUUCUUUCUCUCUCUUUACUUGGUUUGUGUGCAAUGCAUGAACCAAUGAUACCAACUUAUCGUUAUUCAGUGGUGUCUUCACCUAUGUCUAUAGAUCUCAAUGAAGAUCAUACACACACUCUCUUCAGUACAAUCCAUCAAGUCUCUUCUUCAUCUUCUUCUUUAUCUACUUCUAUUCUCUUCAACCCAGAUCAGGAUCAAGGAGGAUUUCGCUAUUGUGGAUCAAAACAUCUUCAAGAGGCCCAGAAGAUUGUCUGUUUCGGUGGAUCAUGGGAUCAUCAAGCAGAAAAGAUUGAAAACAGAAGUGAUCUCCAGCUUAGACUUUGGAAGAAAGAAGAGUGUGACAAUCUUCAAGGCGAAGACAGUUCAACUAACUGGAUGCCUUCAAAGAUGAGAAUGGUGCGGAAAAUUAUGAUUUCAGAUCAAAGAGGUUCUCAUAUGGCAGAUAUCUCUAAUUCUAAGAAGAUGAAGGCUAAAGAGAAAAACCCAACACUGUCACAGCUGGUAACUGAUGAUAGUAACUACAACUCUUCUUCAAACAAGAACAGUCUCACAGCUAGGGUUUGUGCUGAUUGCCACACCACUAAGACCCCUCUCUGGAGGACUGGACCAACAGGUCCUAAGUCUCUUUGCAAUGCUUGUGGAAUUCGACAAAGGAAGGCAAGACGCGCUACUGCUGGAGCUGCAACAAAGGCAAAUGGAACAAAUAAGUUGGAGGCUAAGAAAUCUGAAGUGAAGAAGGGGAAAAAGUUGCAUAGCAAAGGGAAAAAGCCCAAAACUGGGGGUGCACCAGUGCUGGUGAAAAAGAAGCGUAAACCAGCCAAGUUUAGAAAGAAGUUCGGUGCUUUUGAGGAUUUGUCAGUAAGAUUCCAACAAGUUUUCCCUCAGGAUGAGAAAGAAGCUGCAAUCUUGCUCAUGGCUUUAUCUCAUGGACUACUUCAUGGCUUCCCCACAGAUCGCUACAUCUCUUAGAUUUACAAGACUGGUUUCAAAUCAUAAGACAAAUUCUCAGUGUUGCGCUAGAUUUAGUGAUGUUAGUACGGGAACUGAUAAUAGGGACAAUAAAAUUAUGAGGUGUGGUUUUCUCAAGUUGAUUAUAUGAUGAAUUUUGAACAAGAAGACAAAUACAAAAUAAUAGUGUAAUGUGUUUCAA
This is a messenger RNA of Vigna umbellata (rice bean), 1223 nucleotides long. RefSeq names its product GATA transcription factor 21-like. The record is from RefSeq and is a predicted model, not a curated record. NCBI's taxonomy places the organism in Eukaryota, Viridiplantae, Streptophyta, Magnoliopsida, Fabales, Fabaceae. Gene Ontology annotation, molecular function: sequence-specific DNA binding; zinc ion binding. Gene Ontology annotation, biological process: regulation of DNA-templated transcription.